AUGGCAGAUGGCAAUCCCAUGCUUCGAGAUGGUACCACUGGCGACUGGAUUGGCACUUUCCUUGGUCAUAAAGGGGCCUGCUGGCAAGGCCGCCUCUCGUCCGACGGCAAUCUAGCAGCGACUGCUUCUGCUGAUUUUACUGCGAAAGUUUGGGACACCCAGACGGGAGAAUGUCUCCAUACUUUUCAACAUCCCCACAUCGUCCGGGCCAUAGCACUUCCGCAUCAUCCUAAUCCUCAAGUCCUGGCGACGGGAGGUUUUGACAAGAAACUCAUGCUCUAUGAGAUCGCGAAUAGUCGUGCGAGCAGCAGCUCUUCAUCCCCAGAACAUUCAACUUUCAACAAAGCGCAGAAUGCUCAGAAAUCGACGCCUGCCGGCUACGAGAUUGGUGCUGAGUCUCACCAAGGGGCUAUUAAGAGUGUUCACUGGGCACAAGACAGUAACACUCUUAUCACUGCGUGUGAAGACAAGUACAUUCGAUGGUUUGAUGUACGAACACGAAUCCCUAUUACUUCUGUGCGGCUCGAUGGUGCUCUGGGAAGCUGCGAGCUCAGCAACACCUUGUCUACCUUGUCGGUUGCUGCUGGCAAUACAGCCUACUUCUUCAGUGGUAGCACACCAGGUCAAUUGCUCCAGUCCGUGACUCAGCCUACAGAUAUUGUUUCCGUGGCGGUUCACGAAGGUGAAAGAAAAUAUGCCACAGGAAGCAAUCAAGACACAUGGAUUCGAGUAUGGGACCUUGAUGCAGGACCCGCACAAACUGAACUUGAUACGUGGAAAGGUCACCACGGUCCGAUCUGGAGUUUGGAGUUCAGCCCAGACGGCAAGGCUUGCGCAAGUGGGAGCGAGGAUGGGACGGUGAAACUCUGGAAGUUCUGUGAGGGACCGCACGGACUGUGGAAGUUAGGUUGA
Bacidia gigantensis is the source of this 912-nucleotide messenger RNA. RefSeq lists its product as uncharacterized. Lineage: Eukaryota; Fungi; Ascomycota; Lecanoromycetes; Lecanorales; Ramalinaceae. The transcript has 3 exons. Gene Ontology annotation, cellular component: SMN complex. Gene Ontology annotation, biological process: spliceosomal snRNP assembly. Gene Ontology annotation, molecular function: protein binding; RNA binding. The record is from RefSeq and is a predicted model, not a curated record. Bases 1 to 912 code for a protein of 303 amino acids.